GAGUCGGUCUGACCACCGACUGGACAGCUGGGCUGGGGACCAUGGACCGGACACGAGGAGCUGGAGUCGGCUGGACCACCACUGAAGUAAAAAACGCUCUGACUUCGUUCGGGAGGCACUACACAUAUCGCUCUCUUUUCUAACAGCGAGACAAUUUCCUCCUGUAGAACACGAGCUGACUCCCCCUGAGCCUGGGAGCAUACAAUGCCUGAGAAGCGAGGGGGGAUGACAGCGAAUUGAAGCCUGUAACCCCUUGAUAUCAUUCUCAGCACUCAGGCCGAAGUCGUGAGCGCCGCCCACCUUUCCCUCAUCAGCGAGAGAGGGGUGGCAGCCCCCAGUGUGUCUUCCCCACUGCGCACCGUCAAUAAUGCCGUUAUGGGGCCAUCUAGCGGCGGGGCGUGAGCGUGACCCCUGGUCGACACUGCGCAUGCGCGAGGUGUUGGUGCAUCGAUGGAGUUGGCAGCGUCCCGCAUCCUGAAGGGAGCCGUAGCUCUCCUCGGGAGAGGAGGGAGCAAGAAGGCUUUAGAUCCAGAUGAUUCUUUAACCUUUUAUCCUGUUUUCUGGAUCAGGAGGUGGAGCCAUCUGCCAACUUCCAGGUAACACAGGAGGAAAGAAAGGACAGGAAACUUGAACUAUCGCUUCCUCCUAAAGGCUAAUUUAUACUUCUGCGUCAAAUCGAUGGCGUAGGUAACGGCGUAGGCUACGGGGCUACGCAGAGUUUGGGGGUGUAAUUGCAGAAUGACGGAUACACCAACACACAAGUAUAAAUGCAUGCUUCGGCGUAGGUAUGCACGUAGACCCUAGAGCUGAGUGCACAAAAAAAGGGAGACUACUGCAGAAUGACAGGAACAUUUACCUUCCCCAAUUUAUUAAGAUUCUUUAUCCAACUGAAGAGAUAAAAAUAUGGAUUAUGCUCAAUAGCCCUACAAGUUUUAUUGUACCCCUUCUCUCCUUCCCUUUAUGACACUUUCACCUAAACACAAUGAAGUUCACCUACUGCACACUAUGUGGGAUUCUGUGCAAUCUCCCAUACAAAUACAUGAUUUCUUACCAUUUUGCUAGUUUACACAGAAGAGAGAUUGUAAUCGCUGAAUUUAUCAAUUUGUCUCUAAAUAAAUUUCUGUUUGAUUGCAUGCUAGUUUCAGUACUUCAUUUUUUUUUUGGUUAAAUUUUUUCAAUUAAAUUAAUUUUAUUUAUAUAGCGCGAAAUCACAACAACAAUUAUCUCACAGGGCUUUUCAUAGAAGAGCAGGUUUAGACCAUACUCUGUGAUAUUAUUUACAGGAACCCAACAAUUCCUACCAAGAGAAAGCACUAGGCGACAGAGGCAAGGAAAAGCUUCCUUUUAAGAGGCAGAAACCUCAUUCAGAACCAUGACUCAGGGUUUAUAUGUGAAAGCUCAUAGUUUGUUGUGUCUUGAUUUUUCUGUUGCAGUGGGUGGAGCAGGAAUCCCACUGGCAGCAGGAGGAUAUCAAGGGGGAUACUGGCCAUAUCAUCAUGGUUAUGGGCAGGGUGGGUUGACGUAUCCCUCUGCAGUUGGACUGGGAGGUGCUGGUGGUGGAGCUAAAGCACCCAAACCAGGCAGGGGGAGAAAUGGCAACAACUAUAGGAACAGAAACACUGGCUAUGGCAACCUUGGAGGUGGCAUUGGAUAUCAGCCAGGUGGGGUCCCUGUGGUUCCAGGUUAUGGAGGAGGUUACCCCCAACAGUACUACCAAGGUGGAUAUGUACCAGCCCCACUGACUCCUCAACAAGCCAAAGCAGCCAAGUACGGUCCAUUGCAGGGUUUCCUUGGUGGUGCAGGAGGAGGAGGAGGAGGAGGAGUCUACAGAGGUGGAGUUGCAGGAUGCCAGGGCAAAUACUGUGGGAGGAGGAAGUAGAGGAUCACUUGAGACACAGCGUGACCUCAAGAAACCAUGGUGCUACUGCAUGAUCUAGAAUGUACAUUUUAUAUGCAAACAAACCCCAUUAGAAAAGUGUAAAGAUGUUGUUUUGUUUUUACUUACUUGACUUAAACGUCUGUUUUAAUACAAACCCACCGACCCAGAAUUUUGUACACGUUCUGAUGUGACGUAUGUUACUGAUAGUGCCUUUAAUCAUUAAUGUGGUCAAGUUAAUCAGCUUUAACUCCGCGCACUGCACCAGACAAAGAGUGUGUUUGUGUCAGCAUAUGUUGUUCUUGUGCAUGAAUGUGCGUGUGUUUUGUACUGUUGUGCGAAAGACUGUCUGAACAACCGGCUGCCAAUGUGACCUAUGAACGAUUUCCUCUUUGGUUUUAAUCCUAAAGCAAGGUGAGCUGUCCUUAGCGCUAAAGCCUGCACUGUCUCACCUUGCCAUGCAGAGCUUCUCUGUCAUGCCACAGGGGUUGGGUUGGUCGAGGCUCGUCCAAAAACGGAUGAAAUCUGGCCAAUCUCAGAAUCGUUUCUGGCUCCCCGUCUUCUCCGCUGCUAUUUUUAGACCUGCUGGGUAUAAAGCAGCGGGAAUCGGGGCUCCGACCAACCCAUCUGCUCUCAGUAACUUUGCUGAUUCUAGUUGCUAUGCAGUUCAGUUUUCUCUGCAUUUUUAUUGUUGCCAAACCUGUGAUAUAUGAAGAGCAGCUUCUGCUCUGAGGAACAACAAUCAAAGAGUGUUUAAGUCAUUAAAGGAUGUUAAAAAACCACGGGAAAGCCUUUUACUUCCAAGUAGAUUCAAAUGUAUUUCAGAUGCUACUCUGGCAUGUUGUAUGUAUCAUGUAUGUAUGAAUGUUUAAUUAUGUGUCGCUGUCCUGAAGUCUGGGAUGGAGCGCUUCUGUCUGUUUCAAAUGUUUAGUCUCAUUGCAGCAGUUAUUUACAUUUAUGUAACUUGUCAUUACAUGAUUAUUCAAGAUUUUGUUUUGCACCAUGAUUUGACUCAUAGCUUUAUUGUUAUCAGGAACGUGUGAACAUAAAACAAGAACAGUCCUUUGCUUCUGCAUUUAUUCACUGUUUAGAAUUGUAAUACAGAAUAAGACUUUGUUUAAUGGGUGUGUUUAUGUGUGGCAUAAGCUCCCAUUGUUCUUCAUUUACUUGAGCUGCUUUUAAAAAAGGCUUACUGACCAAAGGUUCAUGAGCGCUGUUGCCAAAGUGACUCCAUCUCUUUCUGUAACUGUGUACUGUAUUUUGUACUAAUUUGACAUUAACUGGCUUCAGUUCCUUUACUCUGUGCUCUGUAAGAACUAUCUUUGAGCCUCGCUGCGUCAGACCUUGUCUUUUGUGCCGUGGGAUACUCUUCAUCUUUAUUUAAAACUGUUUUUAUAAGGAGGAUCAGUGUGGUUUUGCACUUUUUAUAUUUCCACGACACACAUGUGACUUGUUCCUGGAUAUCCCAGCAUUUUAUUUGCUUCAUUAAAUAACAAAAUAAAAUGUGUUAAAAUA
Molecule: messenger RNA, 3391 nt
Organism: Micropterus dolomieu (smallmouth bass)
Lineage: Eukaryota; Metazoa; Chordata; Actinopteri; Centrarchiformes; Centrarchidae
Product: elastin-like
Exons: 9
Coding region: 1373-1879 (168 amino acids)
Source: RefSeq, a predicted model, not a curated record